Ascoidea rubescens DSM 1968 is the source of this 733-nucleotide messenger RNA. Its product is annotated as protoplast secreted protein 2 precursor. Lineage: Eukaryota; Fungi; Ascomycota; Saccharomycetes; Ascoideales; Ascoideaceae. Gene Ontology annotation, molecular function: FMN binding; oxidoreductase activity. Bases 194 to 733 code for a protein of 179 amino acids. The record is from RefSeq and is a predicted model, not a curated record. The transcript is spliced from 2 exons.
GAAACUGCAUUUUCAAUCUUUCAAAAUGCUACAUCUUUCUGAUCCCAGCUCUUCUGGCUGAUGUAUAUAUAUUCCUUACUUCCACGAUGCAUUGUGUUUUUUUGGUUAUCUUCUUUACCAACACGCUGUUCUUUCAUAUUCUACUCCACUCUAACUAACCUUCAAUCUCACUUUAUCUCUUAAGUUUUUAACAAUGGCUCCAAAAAUUGCUAUCAUCUACUACUCUUUAUACACACAUGUUUCUACCUUAGCCAAAGAAAUCAAGCAAGGUGUUGAAGCUGCUGGUGGUGUUGCUGAUUUAUUCCAAGUCCCAGAAACUUUGUCUCCCGAAAUAUUGACUGCUAUGCAUGCUCCACCAAAACCAGCAGACAUCCCAAUUGCAACAAACGAAACUUUGCAAUCUUACGAUGCUUUCUUAUUCGGUAUUCCAACAAGAUAUGGUAACUUCCCAGCUCAAUGGAAGGCCUUCUGGGAUGCCACUGGUGGUGGUGGUCAAGAAGUCACUGCUUUAAAUGCUUUGUCCACUUUAACUCACCACGGCUUGAUCUAUGUUCCAUUAGGCUACAAGAACAAUUUUGGUCUACUCACCAACCUUGAUGAAGUCCAUGGUGGCUCUCCUUGGGGUGCUGGUACCUAUGCUGGUGCUGAUGGUUCCAGACAACCAACUAAAUUAGAAUUGGAAGUUGCUUUCAUUCAAGGUAAAACCUUUUACGAAACCAUCCAAAGAUUCUAA